Molecule: messenger RNA, 1028 nt
Organism: Williopsis jadinii
Lineage: Eukaryota; Fungi; Ascomycota; Saccharomycetes; Phaffomycetales; Wickerhamomycetaceae
Gene: NSE3
Product: Smc5-Smc6 complex subunit NSE3
Exons: 1
Coding region: 47-997 (316 amino acids)
Source: RefSeq, a predicted model, not a curated record
GGCUGCAUUGUAUUUCUGUAGGAAGCUUGAGAACGUUUGUGUGAAGAUGUCUGACGCUGAACUGAUCACGAGCGAUGUUGAAAUGGAGCAGGAAGAAGACUUCAGGGGCCAAGGAGAAGAAGAAGUGUAUUCUGAAUUGGACAAAUUGGCCUUCAAGUUGGUUCGAGCAUGUCUUUCUCUGAAUCUCAACAGCGUUGCCUUGUCCUCCGUCAAUCUGCGAAAAGUGGCGUUUGCAGAUCAGAAGACUUCCGUUAGUGUGAAGACAUUUGAAUUGGCUCUGGAGAAAGCCAACGGGAUCCUGCAAGACGUCUACGCGUAUGCUGUAGUACCACUGGCUCCAAAGGUGAUCACGAGUGCAAAGGGAACGAAGAGUGUGUCCAAGACCAAACAGUAUGCGCUGGUUAAUGUCAUGAAUGAUAACCUGUUACGUUUUCACGAGGAGUGCCUCUGGAUCAGGCACACUGAGAAGCUGUUCCCAAGUGAGCUGCUUGAAAAGAGACACGAUUACAGAAAUUCCAAAGAGAACUUCCCUUAUCCGUUCACAGAGACUGAUCUCAUGUUGAGAGGCAUUGCAAUGGCCGUUGUUAUGAUAAUUGCAGUCUCAAAUAACCAUAUGACAGAGGAAGAACUUCUCAAUGUUCUUCAAACCAAUUUUGGCUUCUCAACUACAGAACCUUUGGAUGUACUGAAUAUCUCAACACGAGAUCUGCUGAAACUCUUGGAUAAGCUUGAAUACGUCAACAGAACAGUAAUACGUACUGAAAAUGAUGAAUUAGCCGAAUACACAGUUGGAAGAAGAGGAUUGAGGGAAGUGGAUAGGGAUGCGUUUAGAAGUAUUACGCAGGUGCUUUAUGACGAAGGAGAAGAGCGUGCAGAAUUCACAAACCUCGUCGAUGCAACUAUUGAACCUGCUUACGGUAAAGUUGGUCGAGCAGAUGCUCCAGCUACACAGGGAUCUCGUGAAGAAACUGUUGGUACUGAUGAAAUCAAUAACUAACUUACAUUACUCUACUCAAUUAUAAUAGAAA